AUGCGUGAUCACUCGGGAUUUCAGCACGGCUGCCUCUUGUGCAAACGUGCGUUUGCCAUGUCGCAGUCCUGGGCGUCGCAUGCUGCGUUGAAACACGGUUACCGUACGCCGCAGUAUCGCUAUGCCCGCGGCAACCGAUGCCGAGCUUGUGGGUCUGUCUUCUCAAGCGUGGGGCGGCUUCGCAACCAUCUGGGAUCUUCGCGUAUUUGCCUGCAAGCCGUUGAGGAUGAGCUUCCCUCAUUGCUACCUGUUCUGGACUGCCAGAGCGGACACGUGCAAGCCCGAGCGAUCGCUGGCUGUGGCACGGCACAUCUUCCUGAGGUACGUCCGGAGAUUGUGGGUCCGCUGCUUGCACAGCUUCGUGCGCUCACCAGUGGUGACGACGAGUCUAUUUUUGGGCUCAUCUCGACGUUUGUGGCACCUUUCCCUGUCCUGCGUCAGACUUUGGAGGCCUGGAUCUCCGAACUGCCGGCUGGUGCCUUGCGUGAGGCUGCUGAGGACGUUCUGCUCUGUUUUCGGGUUGAGCUGUUGUGCGAGCACGCAGAGAAGCCUGGUGUCAAUCGGCACGCCGUGCUGGACCCGUUAAUUGUGCCCCUCGUCUGGCAGCCACGCCCUGCGGGUCUCCCAGGCUUGCUUUGUGGCGCUUCUGCUGCUGCAGGUGAGGUCGCUCUUGACAUUGUUCCAGGUGGAGGCUGGCGUUGCUACGACUUUUACCACGCACCGCCUCCUGGACUUCCUUUCGCGGGUGCCUUCAUCGUGAUCCCGCCCCCCCCUGUCGCCUCCUCGCCUCUGUGGGAACCGCCAUCCUGCCUUGCGUC
Symbiodinium necroappetens is the source of this 818-nucleotide messenger RNA. The record is from the annotation of a GenBank genome assembly. NCBI's taxonomy places the organism in Eukaryota, Dinophyceae, Suessiales, Symbiodiniaceae.